Dendronephthya gigantea is the source of this 2541-nucleotide messenger RNA. RefSeq lists its product as uncharacterized. NCBI's taxonomy places the organism in Eukaryota, Metazoa, Cnidaria, Anthozoa, Malacalcyonacea, Nephtheidae. The record is from RefSeq and is a predicted model, not a curated record. Gene Ontology annotation, molecular function: zinc ion binding; nucleic acid binding. The coding region runs from base 1 to 2541 and encodes 846 amino acids. The transcript has a single exon.
AUGGUGGAACUUCUCGAGAGGCAAGACGAGCACGAAAGAAAGCUAUGGGAGGAGAAACUCGAGGCUGAGCUACGUAUGACACAACAGAAAAUGGAAAUGGAGAAAUCAGCCCGAGCAACGACUGCGAAACUGCCGAAAUUAAAGAUAACGCCGUUUAAAGGUACACCAACGGACUGGGUACGUUUUGAGAACAUAUUUUUGACACAAGUGCACGAAAAACCGAUAACAGACGAGGAGAAAUUUGGGUAUCUAUUAGAAAUGGUGUGUCAAAAAGUCAGGGAUAAGAUUGCUAAUUUAAAACCCAGCGGAGUGGGCUACAAAAUGGCUUGGGACAGACUUAAAAAGGAGUACGGACAAACGAAAUUGGUAGUUAACUCUCACGUAAACGAAAUUGUUAGUCUGCCUGUGGUAAAAGGAUACAAUUACACAAAGAUUCGUGAGUUUUACGAAGCGCUGAGUAGGAACUAUGAGGCGUUGUUGACAUUGGGUGAAGGUGACAUGUUAAAAGGAUUUGUGAUGACGACUAUCAAUAAGUUACCUCAAGUGAAGCCAGAUCUUGUACGUACGGAUGAAGAGUGGAAAAACUGGGACAUGGGAGGUCUUAUUGAUGAAAUUCGUAAAUGGUUGAGCAGACACAAGGUGGAUCCAGGAGAAACCCGAAAAGAGGGUAUGUGGUUUGAAUCAAAGGGAGGUAAGUCAACUACUCCUGUAUGUACCUUUUGUAAGAAGGAUCACUGGGGAAGUGAUUGUAAGACGGUUGUAACAUUAGAAGCAAGAAAGAAGUUUUUUGUUGACAAUCAACUGUGUUUCAACUGUGGCAGGCGUGGGCAUAGAGCCAAUAAAUGCCACAGUCGAGGUUGUGUGAAAUGUAAAGCCAGGCAUCAUACCAGUCUCUGUGACAAAGAAGAUGAUGCUGGUAACUCAGUAUUCACAGGAUAUACAUCACCAGUUGAAGGUCAAACACUUCCACCAAUGAUACCUGUUAAUAUAAAGGGUGGGACCCUUUGGGCCUAUUUGGAUUCUGGAUCAAGUCGCAAUUUUAUUUCGAGUGAAACAGUUAGAAAGUUAAAGUUAACCCCAGUCCGGCAUGAGACACGUCAGAUAGUCACCUUAAGCGGGACUACAAAACAGGCCUUUCCAAUUUUUGAAGUAACCAUCACAUCACUUGAUGGGAAGGCAAAUGAAAAAAUCGAGUUGACUGGCAGUAAUAUGCCUGACUUUACAACAGUUAAGCGGCCAAACCUGGUAGAUCUAAAGUCGAAAUACAAACAUAUUACCGAUAAGAAAUUUUAUAUGAAGCAUGGAGAUGAGUAUCAAAUGCAUGUCAUUAUUGGAGAUACCACGUACUGUAGAAUUAAAACAGAAGAAGUUUUCAAGGGCGAACCAGCUGACCCCAUAGUCGAGGGUACUACGUUCGGCUGGAUAAUCCAUGGUGGGGAGUUUCCUAGUGACAGGUGUUGGUUUUCUAGGGAGUUUCAGGACUGCCACCAACUCUACAGUUUAGAUGUACUAGAGGUAGAAGAUCGGGGGGAGAACAGUCAACUUGAUUUACACAAGGAGUUUAAGGAAAACAUUGUGCAAAAUGAGAAUGGAAGAUACGUAGUGAAGGUCCCUUGGAUCCCUGGAAGUCAUUUAAACGAGACGAACGAAGCCCAGAGUAAAGCUCGGUUAAGGCGAGUAGAGAAGAAGUUGGAAAGUGAUGCAGGCCUACGUAAGGAUUACGAGAAGAUCAUUGUUGACCAAGUGAUGGCUGGUAUUAUAGAAAAGGCUCCGACAACACCUACCAGGGAACGGGUAUAUUAUAUGCCUCACAAGCCCGUCAUUAAGCAAAACGCCACUACGACGAAAACUCGGAUGGUUUUUGACGCGAGCGCCAAACCACAGCCAACAUCAAACAGUAUCAACGAAUGCAUGUACCCAGGCCCCCCUUUACAACCCCUGCUUUGGGACAUACUGGUGCGAGCGCGGAUGUCACCAUAUUUAUUGAUAGGAGACGUUGAGAAGGCAUUCCUACAAAUUGGUCUCAGUGAGGAAGAUCGGGAUGCUUUUCGCUUUAUCUUCAACAUCAAUGGGAAGGAUGAGUUGUUUCGGUCCGCACGAGUACCGUUCGGAGUCGAAACAAGCCCCUUUAUGUUGGGUGCGACUUUAGAACAUCAUUACGACCAGCAACCUGAGACAUUUCGUGAUACUGUGAGCAGACUCCGAGAAAACACAUAUGUCGAUAAUCUGAUGAUGAUUGGGGCGGAAAUUCAAGACCUUCAGAAAUUCAAAAGAGAGGCCACAGAAAUGUUAGAGAGUGGGAAAUUCCCAGUGCACAAAUGGGAGAGCAACAUAUCAAGCCUUGAGAGUGAAAACAUGCCGAAUCCGGGAAGGAUAUUAAAACAUGUUUGGGAUAAGACUAAGGACACGCUCAAGAUCCAGGUGCAACGAGACGAGGAUGCAAGAUUAAUGAAAAAAACUAUUCUUAGUAACUUGGGGAGAGUUUAUGACCCGUUAGGAAUAAUUUCACCUACAAUGGUCGAGGGGAAACGUUUAUAUUGA